UGGAAACCGAUCAGCCAAUCAGAGUGUGUGACCCAUACUGGCAGACGCGGCAGGGAGCUUAGCGCGCUUUGGCGGUGGGCUUCUGCCGGUUCUUGUUAACGGACAGCGAUGCUGAAGGCUAAGAUCCUCUUCGUGGGUCCCUGCGAGAGUGGCAAAACAGUGCUGGCCAACUUUCUGACUGAAUCUUCAGACAUCACUGAAUACAACCCAACACAAGGUGUGAGGAUCCUAGAGUUUGAGAACCCACAUGUCACAAGCAACAACAAAGGCACAGGCUGCGAAUUUGAGCUCUGGGACUGUGGUGGCGACUCCAAGUUUGAGUCCUGCUGGCCAGCCCUGAUGAAGGAUGCUCAUGGAGUGGUGAUUGUCUUCAACGCUGAUAUCCCAAGCCACCUAAAGGAAAUUGAAAUGUGGUAUUCCUGCUUUGUCCAGCAACAGUUCCUCCAAGACAGUCACUGCAUGCUUGUGGCCCACCACAAACCGGGGUCUGGAGGAGACAAGGGCAACCUGGCUUUGUCUCCCCCCUUGAACAAGUUGAAGCUGGUGCACUCAAAUCUGGAGGAAGACCCCGAGGAGGUCCGGGUGGAGUUCAUCAAGUAUUUAAAAAGCAUCAUCAACUCCAUGUCGGAGAGCAGAGACCGUGAGGAGAUGCUCAUCAUCACCUAGUGUCCCUGUGCUGCUGCCUCCCAAAGGACGCUGACCCCCCAGACAGAGCUGACGUCCCACCCAGCCGCUGACAAGCCCUUCUCCUAUGGCUGCAGUUCCUUAUCUGCUACAAGGGUCCAGGAAGAGUCAGGCAUGGUGGCACACGCCUGUGAUCCUAGCUCUGGAGAGGCUGAGGUAGGAGGGUUGAGAGUUCAAGGCCAGCCUGGGCUACAUAGGGAGCCCUUAUCUCAUCCCGUCUGCAGAAGCCACCCUGCUUGCCUGUCUCAGCGGUCCUUCAUAAACAUAUCCUUCUGGCAGCCCUAGUACUGUAUUUUCAGGUUGAGCUGUUUACUGGUGAUUAACGGGAUGAAGUGGCCCAAAGCAAAUUGAUGGCGUGAUCUCUGGGGUCCCCAAGUGCAGAAAGGGAACACGUGCUGUCAGAGAGUCAACAAUGGGGACAGUGAGAUGGUUCACUUGCUGCCAAGCCUGAAAACCCAAACUCAAUACCCAGAACCCACUUAAAGGUGGAAGGAGAGAUCCGACCCCACAGAGUAAUCCUCUGACCUGGAGGGAAGGAUCUGUGGGCAAGAGCUCAUGCUAAGGUCCUGGGUUCAGAUCCCUGCACCCACACUGGGCAGCUAUGAUUGUAACUCUAGUUCCAGGAGAGCCAAAGCCUUCCUCUAGUCCCGGGGCACCUCCCCACAUAUAGCAUAUGCUCACACAGACUGCAUUAGACACGUUUCUGUUGCUAUAAUAAACACCCUGACAAGACAA
Molecule: messenger RNA, 1419 nt
Organism: Rattus rattus (black rat)
Lineage: Eukaryota; Metazoa; Chordata; Mammalia; Rodentia; Muridae
Gene: Ift22
Product: intraflagellar transport 22
Exons: 5
Coding region: 109-666 (185 amino acids)
Biological process (GO): intracellular protein transport
Cellular component (GO): endomembrane system
Molecular function (GO): GTPase activity
Source: RefSeq, a predicted model, not a curated record